This is a messenger RNA of Candida dubliniensis CD36, 2262 nucleotides long. RefSeq lists its product as uncharacterized. Bases 1 to 2262 code for a protein of 753 amino acids. NCBI's taxonomy places the organism in Eukaryota, Fungi, Ascomycota, Pichiomycetes, Serinales, Debaryomycetaceae. The record is from RefSeq and is a predicted model, not a curated record. The transcript has a single exon.
AUGUCUAGCUCUAGUUUCCAUUUCGAAAAACAGUCGGUACUACCAUCGACCGACCCCAAAUCCCCCUUCUUCUGUAAUCUCCCAUCCUACGAGUCCAAACCCAUCGACCAUCUCAUUGAUUUCUUCAAGUACUGGAAAUAUUUCAUCAAAGCAAUCUUAUACUACUUCAAAGAAAUCGCUCUUGUCAAGGAAUUGGAAGCUAACUUAAACUACCAAUUGAUCAAUGCCGUCCAGUUUCCAGGCUUUAAAGACUUGCCCCACAAGAUUUUACAAGAAAUAAAUGCCGCCAACAACGCCGGAGUUGUAUCCCCUAAAAGUGGUACCCCAACCAACGAGUUGAAAAAAACUUUAUCCAACACCAGCAUCGCCACUACAACCUCCGAAAAACGCCCUGGUCUAUUCAAACAAAAGUCCAAUGGCGGUAAUAGUCCAUUCCUAAAAUCAAACCCAUUGCAUAAACGUAAUAGUUCGUUGACAUCUAUAAAACUGCAAACCGGCCCACCUACUCCGCCACCACAACAACCACAACAACAACAACAACAACAACCAAUAUUACCACCAGUCCCCAAACAAGAACCCACCAACGAUGUAAAAAUCCCUGCUUCGUUCUUCCCCGACGACUCAAUAUAUACAAAUUUCCCUUCCCUUCUUCUCAGCUCCCACCACACCUUAUUCAACAACAGUUACAAACUCACCAAGGAACUCAACGCCAAACUCAUUCCCAGACUAGAAAUGUUAUUGAAACAGUUGUCUCACAAAAUCAAAGAAAUCAAAACUUCCUUAAAAAACGACUCGUUCGCCAACAAGGACUUGAUAAAAGAGAUUUCCAAAACCGGCCAGGUCUUGCGCAGGUACACCUCUGCCGUUGAGCUCUACUGUGGUGAAGUCCCAGUAACGAAAAAGUUUGUUGACGACGAAGAAGAACUUGCUGCGUUAGACGACCCGCUAUUGGUCAAGUUGCAAGUCGACUACAGAUUGAAGAACCAAUUGAUUAUGGAAAACUACAUGUUUGCAUCGUACUUGAACUUGCAAAGUAUUGCUCGUGACUUGUUCACCUACAUCUUAAAAGAGUUAAACUGGGUCAUCGACAAGUUUGGCAAACUCCACUUUAACUCCGAGUACCACCAAUUCUUGAAAACCAAGGUCAGCUGCUCCUCAACCCAGGAUUGGCAAUACUUUAUUUCGCACAACCCAUGCUUUAUCAACACUGCCGAGUCAACCGAAGACAACCCAAAAAGAGAACUUAGGACAUUCAAAUCCAUCCAGUUGCCCUACGACAACUCGGUCCAAAACAAGUGCAUACGGUUUGGCAUGAUGUACAAAAAAUCCAAAGUCAUGAAAAGCUACACCCGGUGCUACUACGUCUUGUCAUGCAAUUACCUCCACGAAUUCAAGUUUGACGAUGAUGUCAACGUCACCAGCAAAAAAUCAAAAGAUAAGAUCGGCGGGUUUAUUGGCCACGACACUGAGCCCAUCAAGUCGUACAACUUGAACGAGUACACCAUCACGCCCAAAAACGACACCACCUUCAAGUUCAUAUUAACCAAAAACACCACCAAAUCCAAAAGAACGUUCAAAUGCGCCACCGAAUCUGACUAUAACAACUGGUUUAAAGAUUUAUCAGAGUUGUUGAAAUUUGGAAGCGACCACUACGCAAGGUAUUCGUUUAUCCAAAAGAAGGUGCACCUCUACAGAGCCUCAACUGUCCCGGAAAACAAAGCGGGACUCAAAUUGGAUUUGGGGAACGCCCUGACGCCGGCAUUAACGGGAAUGUUUACUCCAAGUAUCAAAACCCCCAAGCAAUCGCCAUCUGAAGAUAACCCAUUUGAAAAUAUGUUAUCGGAUAUCCCUACCCAUUCUACGCCUACAGGAACCCCGAAAAUCCUUACUCCGGAACAGUCUUCCACCAACCUUGUUGCUGCUGAUACCCAGCACCAGGAGUAUCUUAAAUUGCAAAAUGCAUUCUUGCACCAGCAACAAGAAAUAUUGGAUAUGCGAAUGAAGGAAACAACCACGUUUGAUUUGAUCCAGAAAAAGUUGGACAAAAUCCAGGAACACCAAAGUCCGUACUUGUCGACUAGGGGGUCUUCAGAAUCACUCAACUCGUUUGUGAUCCCCCUGCAUGCCGUACCUACCGCUCAACAAGUCAUAGACGAUCAUUUGAAACACCAUUCGGACAAACCAAUAGUGUUCAACCUAGGCGAAACCACAGAAGAAAAAACUCCUGCCAUUCCUACUGUUUUGAUUAGUGAAAACCAUUAA